Pochonia chlamydosporia 170 is the source of this 1395-nucleotide messenger RNA. Its product is annotated as C6 finger domain-containing protein. The transcript has 2 exons. Lineage: Eukaryota; Fungi; Ascomycota; Sordariomycetes; Hypocreales; Clavicipitaceae. The record is from RefSeq and is a predicted model, not a curated record. The coding region runs from base 1 to 1395 and encodes 464 amino acids. Gene Ontology annotation, molecular function: DNA-binding transcription activator activity, RNA polymerase II-specific; zinc ion binding. Gene Ontology annotation, biological process: regulation of transcription by RNA polymerase II.
AUGUGGAAACUUGAAACACCACAUGCAGAGCUCUCCACUGUCCAGAUCUCCAAGGGCAGUCUUGGCAGGCUACAAUUCAUCAGCGUUUCUCACCAACAGAGUCCAAACAACACCAUACACCGUCGUAAUGGCAUAGUGUGUCCUGUAACGGCACACGAGUCCCGAUAUGUUCGCUGUUUAUACAUUAGAGGACCCAGGCGAUGGUCUUAUUCAGGCACCAAAACUCAACUUCAAAAAGUCGCGCCUCGGCUGCCAGCGAUGCAAAGCCAGGAAGGUCAAGGUACGCACUGUAAUGAAGAGCGUCCAAAAUGUCAACACUGCAAGCGUCAUGGCACCUCGUGCAUUUAUGACAACCUUCGAGGUACAAUUACGUCAACUGGAAGGAAAUCAAGACCAAGAGCAAAUAACAGUGCGGUUGAAACACAGGCGUGUAAGGAUGAGAACGAAGGUGACAUUCCAGAGAGCCGCGAGCGACGGAUGCUAGAGAUCGGAUUGAUGCGUCACUUUGUGACCAAGACCGGGCCAGAAACAGCAAUUGACGAAGUGACCCAACCCUUGAUAUGUGAGGCGGUGCCAGAUCAGUCUCUCAACUGUGACUCUCUGCUAUACGCCAUGUUUUCAACAACCGCGCUUCAUCAGGUCUGCACUCAGCAUACUCAGGAUCCAUCAUCCACAAUGGCGGUACAUCGCAGAUACCUGUCAAUGGCCUUGCUUAGGCAUCAACAGUCUCUUGACCACAUCGCUGCUGACAAUUUAGAUGCUAUCUGCCUAACUUCUGCCAUGCUGCGUGUAUGUUCCUGGGCAAUGCUCCAGACACGAACACGGCAACCAUACUCACCCCCGAUGGAGUGGCUCAUGAUAUCUGGAACCGUUACCGCACUUCAUCAGAAGGCGUGGUCAAUCGCCAAAGACCGACCCCAUUCCAUUGCUUAUAAGUACCUGAGCAGCCCGAAGACCAUGGAGAAUGCGAAAAAGUCUGGUGAAGGCUCAAUGCACAAUUUCGCAUAUUUACUCACGCGCGACGAGACCGAUGUCGACACAGAACUGUGGGAUGGAGACACAGAUCAGGCCUAUGUCGAGGCGCUGAACUUCCUUGGGGAAGCACAACGGUCAAUGGAGGCAGGCCUCGAAGGGGAUGCUUGCCGAAAAUUGAUCAUCUUCCCUAUGCUGAUUCGAAAAAGGCUUUUGAGCCUAAUAGGAGAGUCCCAACCACGAGCUUUAGUUUUGCUCGCACAUUUUUUUGCCUUGACGAGUAGGUUUGGUCACUUCUGGUGGAUUGGACAAGGACCAGCGCAAGAAGUUCAAGCAAUUGCGGCGGAGCUGUCGUCUAUCUAUAGGUGGAAGCGAAUGCUUGAGUGGCCCCUUCGUAGGCUAACAUCACAAGUGCCAAGGUAG